CCCCACCUCGAGCUCACAACAAAAUCGGCCCACAGCACUCUGCAGCAUCUCGCUCUCAGAUGCGGAUCUUCGGUCUGAUAUUCUCAAGAACGAGUUGCGGCGCUCGUCUUUUCGGUCAGGCUGCUACAUUUGAACCCGGCCGAAAUCCGUUCCUAUACUGCUUGCCGCCGUCCAGCUCCAUGCAAAACAAUGCGUCUUCUGCUACGCAACGACGCUGGUGAGAUCAGUCUUACCAAGUACUUCGUGGGCGACGAUCCAAUCCCUCCAUAUGCGAUCCUCUCACAUACCUGGAAGGAGGGCCACGAAGUCACAUUCCGCGAUUUGAUGGAUGGUACCGGACUGGACAAGGCUGGCUACGAUAAGAUUCAGUUUUGUGGACGACAGGCUGAACGCGAUGGUUUACCAUACUUUUGGGUGGACACCUGCUGCAUUGAUAAGUCCAACCCAGUGGAGCUUCGGGACGCUAUCAACUCUAUGUUUCGUUGGUAUCAGGACGCAGUGAGAUGCUAUGUCUAUCUUUCCGAUGUCUCGACAGUCAAGCGAAAAGCAAACGAUAAUUCCUAUCAAUAUACUUGGGAGCGGGCUUUUCGGGAAAGCAGAUGGUUCACCCGGGGCUGGACCCUCCAAGAGCUUCUUGCGCCGACUUCAGUUGAGUUUUUCUCCCGAGAACAGAAGAAACUUGGCAACAAACGAUCGCUAAGACAACACAUCCGCGAAAUCACAGGAAUUCCUAAUGCAGCACUUGAAGGAGCACGUUUGUCUCAGUUUAGCAACACCGAGCGAUUUUUGUGGAUACAAUGCCGCCAGACAAAGGUUGAAGAAGACAAAGCGUACUCACUACUUGGUAUUUUCGACGUCGAAAUGCCUCUUCGCUAUGGAGAAGGAUCCACAAGUGCGUUCAAACGGCUUGAAGAGGAGAUUGAUAAGCUAAACAAAUGCCUUCGAGACUUACGCUCAACUGAUCCCUGUGAUGACAAAAAGCGCAUCGAAGACACCAAGGGCGGACUGCUCGUAGACUCUUACCACUGGAUACUUAAAAACUCGGACUUCCAACAAUGGCGUGACAACCAACAGAGUCGACUGCUAUGGGUUAAAGGGGAUCCUGGUAAGGGUAAGACGAUGCUGCUCUGCGGCAUUGUUGACGAGUUAAAGAAGUCGAUAAUCAAGACGAAUCUCCUGUCCUAUUUCUUCUGCCAGGCCACGGACUCGCGACUCAACAGCGCCACGGCCGUGCUGCGAGGUCUGCUGUACUUACUUGUUAAACAGCAGCCGUCGCUCAUCUCCCAUAUGCGGAAGAAGUACGAUCACGCAGGCAAAACUCUCUUCGAAGAUCCGAAUGCCUGGGUCGCCUUGUCCGAGAUCUUCACACACAUCCUGCAAGACCCGAAUUUGAGCAGCACAUACUUGAUUAUCGAUGCGCUAGACGAAUGCAUCACGGACUUAUCAAAAUUGUUAGCCUUUAUUGUUGAGAAGACACCUGUAUCUUCUCGUGUUAAAUGGGUUGUCUCUAGCCGCAACUGUCUUGACAUUGGCAAGCGUCUAGGGAAGGUGGGACAAAGGGUGAAUCUUUCCCUUGAGCUGAAUACAGAGUCUAUUUCUAUGGCUGUCAAUAUAUACAUCCGACAUAAAGUGCUUCAGCUGGCCGAGGACAAGAUGUACAACGACAAGACGAGAGAUGCCGUGCUAGCUCAUCUGCUCGCAAAUGCGAAUAACACUUUCCUCUGGGUAGCUUUAGUCUGUCAAAACCUUGAGAAGACCCUACGAUGGAAUGCCGUCGCUAAACUAAGCGCAUUUCCACCUGGACUUGAUUCUCUCUACGAGCGAAUGAUGGAGCAAAUAUGCAACUCAGACGAUGCUGAUCUCUGCAAGCGGAUACUUGCCCUAAUUUCGAUUGUAUACCGACCCGUUACACUGAAAGAGCUAACAUCUCUUGUAGAGAUGCUCGACGACAUAGCCGACGAUCUAGCGUCAACCCGGGAGAUCAUUGACCUUUGCGGGUCAUUCCUUACUCAUCGAGAAGGCAUCAUCUAUUUUGUGCAUCAGUCGGCAAAGGACUUUCUAUUAACUACAGCAUCUAGUACGGUCUUUCCCUCUGGCAGGGAAGAGGUCUACUAUGCAAUCCUCUCAAGAUCUCUCCAGGUCAUGUCCAGAACGCUACAACGAAACAUGUACAACCUAGGUUCGUUAGGAUAUCCUGCUGAGCUGGUUACACAGCCAGAUCCAGACCCAUUAGCAGCAUCGCGCUACUCGUGUGUCUACUGGGUCAAUCACCUUUGUAACUGGAUUCCCAAUGCUUCUAUAGAUCACAGUCUCGACCUGCAAGAUAGCGGUGCUGUUAAAAGCUUUCUUGAAGAAAAGUACCUGUACUGGCUAGAGGCUCUUAGCCUUUGUAAGAGCAUUCCAGAGGGGGUUGUUUCGGUAGCAAGAUUCGAGGCUGUAAUCCAGGAAAGAGCAAAUGCAUGUGCAUUAAUUAAGCUUGUUCAAGACGCACGCCGAUUUAUCAUGUAUCACAAGUGGGCAAUAGAAAACUGUCCUCUGCAGGCAUAUGCGUCUGCACUUGUCUUUAGUCCAGCUCGCAGCCUGAUAAGGGGUCUUUUUAAGAAGGAAGAGCCAAGGUGGAUCACGAUAAAGCCGGCUAUAGAAGAUGAAUGGGGCGCAUGCUUGCAGACGCUCGAGGGCCAUAGCGAUGCGGUCAACUCAGUGGCCUUUUCUCACGACUCAACACGGCUAGCGUCGGCGUCGGCGUCGGCGUCGUACGACCGCACAGUCAAGAUCUGGGAUGCAAACAGCGGCGCGUGCCUGCAGACGCUCGACGUUACUCAGGUUGAAAUUGAUGUGAACUCUGAUUUCUAUGGGUGUCUAGCUCGUUGUUUAUAUACUAGGGGAAGGAGGGGGGCCAGCCCCGGGGGCAUAACGUGGUAUCUCUUCCUGACGCGUUACUUGAUUCAUCCUGUUUCCUGA
This is a messenger RNA of Mytilinidion resinicola, 2961 nucleotides long. RefSeq names its product HET-domain-containing protein. The record is from RefSeq and is a predicted model, not a curated record. The coding region runs from base 190 to 2961 and encodes 923 amino acids. Gene Ontology annotation, molecular function: protein binding. The transcript is spliced from 3 exons. NCBI's taxonomy places the organism in Eukaryota, Fungi, Ascomycota, Dothideomycetes, Mytilinidiales, Mytilinidiaceae.